AUGGGCGGCGGCGUCGCGUACACCCGCGGCACCUCGUUCAUGUUCAAGCACUGGGUCGAAGAGCCUUUCGAGCUCACUCCAGCUGAUAUAUCUACGUUGGACCUGCCUGGUUCCAAAAAGGCGGGGCUGAUUCUGCGAUAUCGCGACAUCGAGCUCGUUGUGUCCAGCGCGCGGGCUUUGCCAGGAGACGGCACAACGACGACAAAGGCCCGCAUUGAAUUCACUGGACGCACUACCGAGGCCAUCCGCAAGGCUACCACGUACUUCACUGCAGCGACGACGACAAGUGUGUCGUUUUUCGUGAGGUCAGAAGUUGAGCGAGCCCACUUGAUACACCUGGUUGAGCUCAAUACCGUCAUCAACCCCGCCACGGCAUCGCAAUCGCCACCCCCUGAACCGCACGCGAUUCCAUUACCGUCAGAAAUACCGUUGAUGGCAAUAGAUUCGCAAUGUCCCGCAGCACCAGCGUUGUCUUCGCAUACUCGACAAACCAGUGGCGUCAAACACAUCAUCGACGAUGGUUUUCAAUCGCUCGAAACGGCAGCGGCCCUUGAAGGAAAACAAGACUGGGCAGCUGCGCUGCACGCGUACGAGCACGCCCAUCGCUGUUUCUUUCAGUCUUGUCCUCACAUUCCGCCGGACAAAGCGUCAACUCGCCAGUUACUUCAAGAAAAGUGCACCGAACUGUCCACGACCAUCGCCACCCUUCGCAGUCGCAUUGAGGUCGCAGCCAGUAAUUUGCCACCUGCUCCCGUGAUUCCAACGCACUUUACACCAACGAUAGCUCCCGCGACAGUCCCCACGGCGCCUCCGCAGCAGCCCAUCUCACCAGUCUCGUCCGUGCAUGAGCUCCAUGACAUGUCGCCGCCGUCUUUGCACAAUUUCUCGAUCGACGAACGAAUGCACAGUUUGCACAAAUUUGCCGAGGCGCAAGACGUAAAGCGCGCACAGGAACAGAAACUCCCGAUAGCGUCGGACCUGGCGCUGCGAUUGGCAGCUCUCAAGAUGGAGACCACCGUGGUGCCUCCGUUGAGUACACUGGAAGCCCGGCUGCAGCGUCUGCGGGGUAGUGAGCCUUCACCGACAGUGGCACCUUCGUAUCUCGCGCCAAUUGCCCCAGACGACGGCUUGGCAUCACUUGUGGCCAACCUCGACGACGAAGAUAACUUCAGUGAGGACGACACCCUCGACUACGCAAUGAACGAAGCACUGCAAAAUGAAGAUGUUGCUGUCCACGUGACGGCCCUUCUCGCAGAAGCCCAGCAAGUCAUGACGACUGCUACUUCAUCAGCGGUCUCACCGUCAACUCAAGCGUCCAACGACAGUGGCGAUGCCCAAGUGGACGCGCUGGUGAAACAAGUUCUCGACGAAGUGGCAUUGGAGACUAAAGUCGCAGACGGCGGUGAAGCAGCUCCCCCUGGAACGAAGCACGACGACGAUUUCGUCGAAGUCGGCGUGAGCGACCAAAGUAGUGAUCGCACCCCGAAAACCCCCUAA
Aphanomyces invadans is the source of this 1497-nucleotide messenger RNA. RefSeq lists its product as hypothetical. Lineage: Eukaryota; Oomycota; Saprolegniomycetes; Saprolegniales; Verrucalvaceae. The transcript has a single exon. Bases 1 to 1497 code for a protein of 498 amino acids. The record is from RefSeq and is a predicted model, not a curated record.